CCGUCCUCUCCCAGCCAUCGACCACCUCUCUUCAUCACAACAACCAUCGGUGGUGGGGUGAAGCACUCGUCUUGCAUCUCAGUUUUCUACUUCCUUUCGCUGCAAGGGGGAUUUAGUAGGGAAAUACACUUACAUCUUCCCGUUCCCGCCUGACCGCCUUCCUGUUUACACAGGGCACUCUCUCUCUCUUGUUAUUUGCGUUGUGUUGUGGCCAUUGUUUUGGGAUCGAUUUCUAUGGCGCGGUCGCGGUCGGGCCAGGUGGAAGCACCACCUUCCACCCCUUCGUACUCUUCAUCCCUGCCGCUGAUGAAGGAAGGGUCGAAUGGACAUGGGUCGAGCUCCGGUGCUUUUGGUCAAGUUCUCAGGAAAACAACAAGUCCCGUGACUCGGCGAGUGACCAGGAGUCAGAGUCGGGAGCAUCGUCGACCGCUGGUUGAUGAUGAUGAGGACGCGAAUCAUCAUCUGGUUGAUGAUGCGGCUGUCUCGGGCAGAAAGGGGCAUGCGACCGCCCUUGAUGUUGUCGCCGAGGAAUCCCCUCAAAAGUCGUCGCCCCUGAAGCCGAUGGCUUCGCGGCCUGGGAAUGAGAAUCAGGCUAUCCCUGAGACACCAGAAGAUGAGAUCAAUAUUUCCGGGACCACUAUCUUACCCUCGGAGCCGGACUUGGACCUUGAUCCGGGAAAGAUGAUUGAGGUGUUCCCCAAGUUGUGGGAUGCGGCCGAGGACAUGCUGGAGUUCUCGGUGCCCAGCCCUUUCGAAUUGCUCGAGUUUACCAAGUUGCUUCAGAAGCUGAAUGAUUCCCAAAGUUUGGAAAGCUGGCGGCUGGCUCGACAAACCUCCAACCUCCGACAGGAAGCUAAGUACUUCGGAAGUCAGCCGUACAUUGACGUCGAGCUGGUUGAUGACAUUUUCAGAUCAUCGGCAACAGUGGCUGAGAAGCUACAUGAGAUUGAGGGCCAGUGGGAUCCAGCGCCAGCCUUGCAAAAAGCUAAUUGUGCGCGGUUUGUCCUCGAGGUUCUCUUGUGCGAACCCGAAUCAACUUCAUCUGUGAAGCAGGCGAUCCGGAUCCUUGACAGCAUAUUUCCUUUGCCUUUCACAACCAGGCUCGUACCAGCGGGCCAGAAAAGAUCUGCGGGCGAUAGUUCGUUGGAAAAGGAGACUUUUGAUCUCGCUCUAGAACUGCGUACCCAGUACACGAUCAUGCAGCUGGAGGAGAAGUCUCAGCACGAUCCGGAUUUUGAGCCUUCCAGAGUGCUGGAAGAGGGCUUUUGCAUUGAGCUGGCGAACGAAGAGGGAUUAGUUCUCCGAGGCUUCGAAACUGAGGCGCUGAGGGGUCCUAACGGAGAAAUCCCACCAGGGCUCGAAGCUGAGGUGGCGUAUCGCUACCAGGAAAUGGAGGCUCUUUGCCUGGUGGAAGACACCAUCGACAUUGAGGGGCUCAAAAAAAAUUACGGAUGGCGGAAGUUCGUCCUACGCGCUGCCCAAUGGGUCUGUAAACGGACCGACGAGAUCAAUGCCGAUAUGCGACGACCGUUACAAACUUAUAAGGAUGUCAAAAAGGCGUUCUUUGCCAGACCUAAGACGCGCUAUAGUCUGGGCAGCACGUUUUCUUCGACCCCUAGGACGCGAAAUUCAGUAACGCCGUCAACCGCCCGGCAUCCGACGCAGUCUAUUCCAGGAACUGCCACGACAUCGGGAUAUGCUGCUGUUACGCCCUCGCUGGCUCGUAACGGCCCGCGGAAUAUCCCUGGCAGUGUGGUCUCGGCGCGAAGUUCUCGGUAUAGUGCCACUCCUUCCAGCCUCCGGAAUGAGUACCAUACCAUACCCGAAACUCAACCGGUGGGAAGAAAUUCUCAUUGGGGGUCUGGGGAGUCUGCAAGUCCCGAGGCCCGCAGAUCGAUGCAGUUAGAAUCUCCUGUUAGACCGUCUGCAAGAUCCCUGCAGAGGACUACUAGAUCUCCUGCCGAGCACGAUCUAAGUCGGACCCUCGUAAGCCCAGAGGCUCAGAGACAAAUGCAGCCGGAGUCACCUACACCACUAUCUGGAAGUAUGCAGCAGGCUGAAGAAGUGAAUGGCUCUGAUACGCCGCGCAUCGAACAGCAAGCCAGAGGGUCGGAAAGAGCUACCUCAAAAUCUGCCGAGCCUGCUAGGUCUCCAGCACGCGCAGAGCCCGUGCCUGCCGUUACUAGACCGGAGAAAAGUGCCAGUAAUACUGUCGAAACAACCCGGGCUAGCAACAAGAUUCCGCCAAACGUUUUCAAGAAGCCUCCUCCUGUAGACCGAGAAGGGAGGAAGUCCCUCAAAGCCAAGCCAACGUUCCUAAAUCAAACCGCCGUGGAUCGAUUGCAGCAACGACAACAGCAGCUCAGCGCUGGCACCGAAAUUCCCGGAGUCUCCCGACAGACGGAGCCUCUUCCAUCAAACGACCGUUCCGAAAGGCAGCAGUUCACCUCAGACACAAGUCCUGAAAAUCGCCAGGUAGAGCGCCCGAGGGCAAACACACAGAAACCGGCCCCCGAGGGACCGUCCGAAAUCCCAGCAUCGCCCGAUAUGACGUCGACAUUUAUUCAAGACGAGGUCGAAAUCGAGGUGACUAAUGGCCAACUAGACAUUGGUGAUCCUGGGGAGUCUCAGUUGGAGAGAUCCCAUAGUCCUUCGUUUGUUCGCAAUUCCCGCCCAUCGUCCCUUCGAGAGGAGGCAUUGCAGCAAUCCAGGCACGGUUUAGCAAAAGACACGAACAACGAUGUCAGUCAGGUAUCAAACGUGUCUCACGAGGGACCCCCACGGUCUACGGCUGCGCCUCGAGACUCACGUGCUCUGUUCAUUGACCGGCAGACUAAUGCCGCACGCGUGUCCCCCAUCAGUCAGGGACUGGAUCCUCGAAGCGUCGAGCGUCGGCGCAACGAGACAUCGCGCAAGCGUGGGCGUGAAGCCGAUGAGGUUCCUGAAAGCGAUGAUGAGUUCGAGCACGACGACCGCGAGGUAUCAGUAGAGCGGCAACGGGCCAGAAAGCCGAUCCAGCCACGCAGUAAGCGCGCUCGACUGGAAAGUCAAACGGAAAAUGCGACGGAGAGCUCGGGCAAUCACGCUCAAGAUAGACACGCUACUCCACUUAGAAGGUCGACUCGACCCGCUCAAACGGUCUCGCCAAAUUCACCAUCCGCCUCGGCCCCUUCCACUCAAAAAAACAAACCAGACAGGCGGCCUACGAUACGCUGGGAGCCUGGGCAAUCAGAGCGACUAGAGAGGCUUAUUAACCAGCAUGGACGCACCUGUUUCAGGGGCACCAUGUUUCACUGGGAAAAAAUCAGAGAACAUGACAGGAUCGAGCCGAAGCAGCCAGGUGAAAAAAGGUUCACUAACAAAAGUACGGGGCAGGUCAAAGACAGAGCACGGAAUAUAAAGACUUCCUACAUAAAGAAUGACAAACCACUUUCCCCUGCCUGGAACGGCGUCACCGUCAGUGCAUCAGUUUAUGAUCAAAUAAAGCAGCGGUAGGACUUUGGCUUAAAUAACAUUAAGCCGUUGAGAUGCUGUAGCCUUUGGUCUAGCCUAGGCAGUCGUCUGGCAGUGUGAAUUAUGUUUUACGAUGAAUCUCUUCUACCGUUUCGGUGUCUCUUAUCUUUUCGGGUCUGGUUACUGUGGUGAGCGAAUCAGCAGGGUUCGUCAAAGUUGUAAUACGACUAGCCUUUUGGGCAUUGGAGACUAUGUCGUUCUAAUCUUCUACUGGCCUUGUAUGGCAGCGCGC
Aspergillus japonicus CBS 114.51 is the source of this 3745-nucleotide messenger RNA. RefSeq lists its product as uncharacterized. Lineage: Eukaryota; Fungi; Ascomycota; Eurotiomycetes; Eurotiales; Aspergillaceae. The transcript is spliced from 4 exons. The record is from RefSeq and is a predicted model, not a curated record. Bases 235 to 3495 code for a protein of 1086 amino acids.